AUGCUAUGCGCCGCGCCGCGCCCGCCGACCAAUUCCGCGCCCCUACUUAACCCCGGCGAACCCGUCCCAAGAUCCUCAGACCACCGCGCCGAACAACUCUCUCGCCAGCACGCAGCAAACUCCCCAGCCUUCCCUCGCCCCGGAUCCGUAAAUGGCCCGCACGAAGCAGACCGCGCGCAAGUCGACCGGCGGCAAGGCCCCGCGGAAGCAGCUGGCGACCAAGGCGGCGCGCAAGUCGGCGCCGGCGACGGGAGCGUGAAGAAGCCCCACCGCUUCCGCCCCGGCACCGUCGCGCUCCGCGAGAUCCGCAAGUACCAAAAGAGCACGGAGCUGCUCAUCCGCAAGCUGCCCUUCCAGCGCCUCGUCCGGGAGAUCGCGCAUGACUUCAAGACCGACCUCCGCUUCCAGAGCUCCGCCGUCUCCGCCCUGCAGGAGGCCGCCGAGGCCUACCUCGUGGGGCUCUUCGAGGACACCAACCUCUGCGCCAUCCACGUCAAACGCGUCACCAUCAUGCCCAAGGACAUCCAGCUCGCCCGCCGCAUCCGCGGGGAGCGCGCGUAG
This is a messenger RNA of Triticum turgidum subsp. durum (durum wheat), 561 nucleotides long. The record is from the annotation of a GenBank genome assembly. NCBI's taxonomy places the organism in Eukaryota, Viridiplantae, Streptophyta, Magnoliopsida, Poales, Poaceae.